Messenger RNA from Capronia coronata CBS 617.96, 981 nucleotides. RefSeq lists its product as uncharacterized. Gene Ontology annotation, molecular function: FAD binding; D-amino-acid oxidase activity. NCBI's taxonomy places the organism in Eukaryota, Fungi, Ascomycota, Eurotiomycetes, Chaetothyriales, Herpotrichiellaceae. The coding region runs from base 1 to 981 and encodes 326 amino acids. The record is from RefSeq and is a predicted model, not a curated record. The transcript has 3 exons.
AUGGCAGACUUCAUCGUCCUCGGUGCUGGUGUUGCCGGACUGACUACGGCCCUCGAACUACGCCGGGCCUUCCCGUCAGCCACCAUCAGAGUGGUUGCGAAACACUUGCCCGGCACGACGGCGGGGACUGAAUACACGUCUCCAUGGGCCGGAGCCAAUUGGGCAUCCUUUGAAAACGAGCUCAACCAGUUCGCCGAGUACGAUCGGGUCAGUUAUACCCGGUUCCUCAACAUCGCGGCCGAAUCGCCCGAGAGCGGUGUACAAGUGCUGCCGCUGCGCAUUGCCUACGACACCGAGGAGACGCGUGAGAAGAGACUCUGGUAUGAGCAGCUGGUCGGAGGUGUUACGGAGGUUCCGAAGAAGGAGUUGCCGCCUGGCGCGAUCAUGGGGCUGGAUUGGUCGUCGUUCAUGAUCAACACGGUUGUCUAUCUCAGUUGGCUGCAGACGCAACUCCUCCAAUCAAAAGUCACAUUCCUCCGCCGCAACUACAACCACAUCGACGCACUCUUCCUGGACUUCCCCAACACCAACGCCGUAUUCAACUGCACCGGUCUCGGGGCGCGGCAUCUCGGCGGUGUCGCCGACGAGGCGGUCUACCCGACCAAAGGCCAGACCAUCUUGAUCGCACAGCCCAAGGAGCCCUUGAAACGAAUGUACGUCCAACACAUCGCCGCUUGGGAGAACGAGUUCGCGCAUGUCUUCCCCCGGCCGCUCGGUGGUGGCGUCAUCAUCGGCGGCGUGCGCAGGGACAACGACUGGACCGGCGAGCCGGACAUGCAGCUGGCCGAGCGCAUCAAGAAGCGGUGCUGCGCGUUGGCUCCGGAGUUGGGCAGACCUGAAGACUUGCAGGUUAUCAGCCACAAUGUUGGAUUAAGACCGAGCAGAAAGGGCGGUGCGCGCGUCGAACUCGAAAAGCGAGGUGGAAAACUCCUGAUCCACAACUACGGUGCUUCUGGAGCUGGAUAUCAAUCUUCAUGGUGA